AUGUCGAUUCCUCUCUUUUAUAACGCUAUAGUCGAAGUCAACCCUUUUGGCACUGAUAGCAACAAGCUAAUCAACGAGAUACUUGGUCGCUAUAAGGAUUUCGUAGUCGUUUAUGCUGAUAGUAGCGUUGUUAAUUCAAUGUUUACUUGCUAUGACGAGGAGGAUACCGCUUUGUUUCUAAGACCAAUCGGCCUCGAGUACGAAUGGAAAGGUCGCAAAGGUUUUAUCGACGAGUUCGGCAUUAAGCACUACGGUGCUAACAAAGUUCGAUUGAUUUUGGGUGAUCUUACUCUUAAGCUUUUCGAUAGCGAUUAUGCCGAAGCUAAAAGCAUCUUAAAAGAGCUAUUGAUGCUAUACCCUUUCACUAUCGAUAGCACUUUAGUAUACAAACGCCUUACCUUCAAGUUCUCGGAUGAAAAUGAGUUUAGGUAG
Molecule: messenger RNA, 432 nt
Organism: Drepanopeziza brunnea f. sp. 'multigermtubi' MB_m1
Lineage: Eukaryota; Fungi; Ascomycota; Leotiomycetes; Helotiales; Drepanopezizaceae
Source: RefSeq, a predicted model, not a curated record